UAUUCAUCCAAUCUUGGUAAAGCCAGAUCAAAAGAAAGCAUUCAUUAUUGUUAAUUUUUGUCCAAUAUGAAGUGGUGCAUAUAGACAAACAUCUACAUAGAAAUAUAGGGAAGCAAGCACCUGACAAAUCUGCUAUGUGAAAGGACACAUGCCCAAAUUGGACAGGCUGCACACAUCCCCUUCUGCUCCACAAUGCAGGCCUUUGUCCCAAAAAACAGGCGGCCCAAGUUCGAAUUUACAUUGCGGAUAAUUGACUUGAAUAACAUCCCGCUUGUCGUUGGGUCAUCUUACACAAAAUGGCACCUCCCGUCAUCUACUUCAGCUGAGCAUCGUGGGCAGACGGAUAAAGCUGUCAUCCAGGACCAUCGAGCUUCGUGGGACUACAGAAAGGUUCUACCCAUCAGACUUACUGUGGAUCGGAAUCAGAUGCUCCACGAAUGUGAAAUCUGUUUCGAGAUAAUCCAAGAGUUUAGCACUGGAAGCCGCGGGGAUAGGCAGCUGCUAGGCAACGUGCGACUUAACCUGGCCGAGUAUGUUGAGAAGAAUGAGGACGGCGAAGGAGUCACUAGGCGGUACUUGAUGCAGGACAGCAAAAUCAAUGGUACCCUAAAGGUCGGGAUUGUGAUGCGUCAGGUCGAAGGCGAAACCAACUUUGUCACGCCCCCUCUCAAAACUGCCAUGGUAUUCGGUGGGAUUGGCGGUUUUAUAUCCGCGGAGCAGGGCGACCUGCAAAAUUCAUCCUCUAUUCCCUCUAUUAAUAGCCGAAGUCGCGAGGCUGGCGAUUUGCAGGACAUGUACCGCCGUACGCUAGCUGCCUCCUGGGCGUGUCGAGCUGGCGAACUCCCCCCUGACCGUUUAAUCGAAGACAUCUUCGCGGGAGGUGACGGCUGGGAAUCAGGUGCCCCUAGUUUAAGACUAGACGAUGAUAAUGAAGACAUCACGUCGUUUAGUGAUGCCCACUCCCGGCAGACAAUUCGGGACGGUACGGUUGAUAGGAGGUCCAAAUCAUCCUUCGGAGGCCAUCGAAGAGGCCUUAGCAAGAGUAAAGAGAAUCUCGAACUUUCCGGAUACGAGAUGCGCCCAAGGAAAGGGAAAGCCAGGGAAGUCUCUGAGUUUGACCUUCGUGAAGACCUGAGGAGCUGGGAAAUUUCUACGCCCCAGUGAUUCGCGGCCCAGUAUCCCCGGAAUAUCGCGACUUUUACGGCAGGAAUAUAUACUGUGCACGAUUAGUGGAGCAGAAAUUUAGUCGGGUGCCGAACUGGCUCUUUAUAACGUUCUAUAUAAAUAUAUAAUAUACGAUUAAGAUCGCUUAUCAGCAUUACUGUAACAUUAUGGUGAUCGACAUAUCUUGAUGUAACUCGUCCUGCUUGAUUCAACGCGUACAUUUUUACAAUCCUUGUGCUUUCAUGGUCACCUGGUCAACCAUGCAGAAAUUUAUCAGCGAGAGAAACACUUUUAUAUGUUACGAUUAAUCAUCCUCGUGAUGUCUAUACUAUAUAUUUAAUUUAAUUCAAUAAUGCUCUGGUUCACGACAGUGGUUUUCGGCC
Blastomyces dermatitidis ER-3 is the source of this 1547-nucleotide messenger RNA. RefSeq lists its product as uncharacterized. Bases 193 to 1164 code for a protein of 323 amino acids. The record is from RefSeq and is a predicted model, not a curated record. The transcript has 6 exons. NCBI's taxonomy places the organism in Eukaryota, Fungi, Ascomycota, Eurotiomycetes, Onygenales, Ajellomycetaceae.